Molecule: messenger RNA, 2909 nt
Organism: Trichosurus vulpecula (common brushtail)
Lineage: Eukaryota; Metazoa; Chordata; Mammalia; Diprotodontia; Phalangeridae
Gene: SPN
Product: sialophorin
Exons: 3
Coding region: 256-1389 (377 amino acids)
Biological process (GO): regulation of T cell migration; regulation of T cell activation; cell surface receptor signaling pathway
Cellular component (GO): external side of plasma membrane
Molecular function (GO): heat shock protein binding; transmembrane signaling receptor activity
Source: RefSeq, a predicted model, not a curated record
CUGGGUAGUUGGGGUUCAGCUUGUGUUCUUCUCUGAGCCUGCCCCCCGGAUUAUUCUUUCAAAGGAACAAUGGUCCUGGGGGGCCCCAAGCUAGGUGCUGCCUGUCUUGGUUUAAAAAGGGCUCUGAACUCAGACGGACUACCAGGUUCCCCUCAGGAUCUCCAACGACAGUUGUGUGAGAAACUCCAACUGAAGGUCUUGACUCCCAGACACCCCUGAACCUUUGUGGGUCCUUGGGAGAUCCUACCUGUUGUCAUGGCGAUGGUGUCCCCUCUGUCUCUGUUGUUGCUCCUCUUCCUCGCUAAGUGCCGCUGGGUCUCAACAGACUCAACAGCUGCCACUCACUCCCAGCUCCCGGAUAUAACGUCUGUGCCAGCCUCCUCCUCAGAUCCGAGCUCUUCAAUCUCUCACUUGCCCCGGGAAGCCACAUCCUCACCAGCAUCAAGUUUAGCUAUGGUCCUCGUGUCUUCUCCAGCCCCAGAUACCAGGCCCCCGACAUUCAUGAUGACAGAGGCCAGUGAUAGCACUCCUACUGAGGUGGCAUCCUCCACCGCUUUGGCUUCCACAGCCCCUGGGCUGACCCAAGUGGAUAAGGAAAUCCCCACUAGCAUCCAGGAAUCGGCCACGCAUACAUCCACUCUGGCUGCUAGUGUCUCAGAUGGAGCUGCCAUGGUAACAACUCCCUUCUCCACAUACCCUCCCUCUGAUACCCCCAUAAGGAAGGAGGAGGCCUCCCUCACAGAGCGGGAGAAUACCACUCUCGUCACUGAAGAAAUGACCUCCUCCAAGGUUAUUUCAGUCUACACGACCACCUCCACCAUGACAAGAAAUUUCCAAGUGACCCAGACCACCUCCACAUCUUCCAUCUCAUUGACCAAUGUGUCUCCUACAAACAGAUUGAAACAGGAUAGAAGUAACAACCUGCUGGUAAUUCUGAUUGUGGUAGUCCUGGUGGCAACUCUCUUGGUAGUCCUGUUCUUAAUGUGGCGUCAGCGGCAGAAGAGAAGGACGGGGGCUCUGAUGCUUGUGGGGAGUGGGAAACAUAAAGGAGCUGGGGAUGCUUGGGCUGGACCAGUUCAGGCUACAGAGGACCAGGCUGCAUCUGGGUCAGGAGCAGUGGAAGGGGACACAGGGAAUCUUGAAGGGGAGGGGACUGGCCGUAGGCCCACACUCACCACCUUCUUUGGCAGGCGGAAGUCUAGACAGGGUUCUGUGAUGCUGGAGGACCUGGAGGCUGGGGCAGCCACCAACAACCUCAGAGAUGAGAGUGAACCCCUUGUGGAAAACAUGAAUGGAACUGUAAAGGCCUCUGAAGCUGAUGGCUCAGGUGCUGAUGGGUCAGUAGCAGGAGAUGGGAACUUGCCCUCAGCCCCAGUGACCAAGGUAUGAAGGGAUGAGGAUCGGCGAUCAACAGACAUUCAUGAAGGUGUUUCAGGCAUAGUGCUGGGCACCGUGAGGCAGGUGUGAGGUAGAACCUGCCCUCAAGGAAUUUAGCUUCCCCAUUCUUUGUCAACUCUUUCAGUCAUCUUAACAAUUUCUUUUUUUCAUCCUUCAUCUUCUCCAUGACCAUCAUUUUCAUCAUCUUCCUCUUGACCAUUAUAGUCACUGAAUAUUGUCUGGGAAACACAGGGUCUCGCCAGUAAAAUCUUGAUGAAGUGAAAUUUCUGGACUGCCUAAUUUUUAAGAAAAAGACAGUCUUGACAAGCUUAUGUCAUGGAUUUGCCCAAAAAGACUCAUCCAGGAUCUACCAUAGGAGCCAUCAGCUGUGUUUCAGCUCAGGACAUUCGUUCCCACUGGGGCACUGACAUGCCCCCUGUAUCUCUGACAGAACCUGCCCCACACCUUCUCUAUUCCCUGAUUCAGUGGCCUAGUUAAUGACCUGUCAUACUACUAAUUUUUAUCCUAAUGAGGCUGACCCCAGGACUGGCUGAAGCCAUAGCUGAGGUAGCUUUGUAACCGGCUUCCAGCCUACCACACAUUUCACAUUACUAUACUUCAUGCCUUCUGUGGUUCAGACAAACCGACUCACUUGUUCCUCACAUAUAUAAUUCCAUCUCUCAUCUCCAUGCCUGGAAUGCCCUCCCUCCUUGACACUGACUUUUGGAAUCCAUAGUUUCUGUACAGCUUAGCUCAUAUGCCACUUCCUACGUGAAGCUUUUUCUGAUCCUCAAAGCCGUUGGCGUCUCCUCAACCAGAGCCAAAUCACCUCAUGUUUAUAUACAGAUUCUGUAUUUGCCUGUGUGUGUAUCCAGUAUCUAGUACCUGGCCCAGAGUAGGGAUAGGAAUAGGAAUAGUGACCAGAUCUCUGAUUUCAUUGGUACAGAAACUCCUAGAGAGGCUUGUGCCUCUACAAAAGCAGGCCAGCAUCUUCUCUGCAGUGUAUUGCCUUAGUGAACUGCCUAGAUGUUGAAUGAUUUGCCCUAGUCGCACAUACAUGUCAUAGGUAGUAUUUAAACCCAAAUAUUCCUGGCUUUGAGAGCAACUCUCCAACAUACCAAACUCUGCACAGCCUCUCAGUAGUUCAUUUAAUCUAUUUUUAAUAAAUUCUUGUUAAUUGAUUGAUAUUUACAGGCAUCAGAGCAGUAAAGAGGCCUUGCUCAGUAUUCCCCAGGCAGCUGGGGGAAUGUGAGAAUCCAAAUCAUGCUGUACCUGGAAGGUCUGCACUGAAGGGUUUCUUCAGAGCUCCCUGGGUGGGGUGAAGGGAUAGGAGUGGGUACCAGGAAGAAGCCUGGAAAGAUAGUGGAGAGGGGUGGUACAGAGAGAAUGUUGAUAAUGUUACUGGGAGGGAGUGGGGUCUGCAGCCCAGGGGAAUUGAGUAAGGAAUGAGGUGACACCUCUCAGCUAUGGUUGUGGGAGGAGAUGGGGGAGGAGUGGAGGUCUCUUAUUUGUGGUCCAAUAAAGAAUUCAAG